Messenger RNA from Colletotrichum abscissum, 1356 nucleotides. RefSeq lists its product as uncharacterized. The record is from RefSeq and is a predicted model, not a curated record. Lineage: Eukaryota; Fungi; Ascomycota; Sordariomycetes; Glomerellales; Glomerellaceae. Gene Ontology annotation, molecular function: lyase activity. The coding region runs from base 1 to 1356 and encodes 451 amino acids. The transcript has 2 exons.
AUGGCAACCCUCAGCACCGCAACGUGGAUAGCCUCACUCACCUACAACGACCUCCCUCAGGGCGUUAAAGAAGCAGCCGUACGCUCCUUCUACAACUGGGUCGGCUGCGCCAUCGGCGGAAGCUCCCAUCCGACAACCCUGACGGCAACCAAAGCCCUCUCGCCCUUUUUUGGAAAGGAAACUUCUUCAGUACUUGGAUUCGAUCGUCGCAUCGAUGCGCAACACGCCGCUCUCAUCAACGGCAUCGCGUCGCAUGUCCACGAUUACGAUGACACGCAUCUCGAGACGAUUGUUCAUCCGACUGGAUCCGUCGCGUCCGCGCUGCUGAGUUACGCAGAGACGCUGCAGCGCCCGGUCGCGGGGGAGGAAUUCAUCACGGCAUUGGUCGCCGGCAUCGAGGUUGAGUGCAAGGUAGCCUUGGCCGUAUACCCAGAGCACUAUGAUAUCGGAUGGCACAUCACAAGCACAACAGGCUCCAUCGGCGCCGCCGCCGCCAUCGCAAAACUCCUCGCCCUCCCGGCAGACAAAACAGCCCACGCCAUCGGCAUCGCCGCAACGCAAGUCACUGGCCUACGCGAGAUGUUCGGCUCUGACACGAAAUCAUUUCACGUCGGACGCGCCGCCCAGAAUGGGCUUCUUGCUGCCGUCUUAGCUGCAGAAGGAUUCACGAGCUCACCCAAGGCGCUGGAAGCUGAGCGGGGCUGGGCCAAGGUCGCCAGUACGAAGGAAAACUUGAAUGAGCUUGUUCAGAGUCUUGGACAGGGAGGGCCGGGCAAGUGGGAGAUUGAGAAGAAUUCGUUCAAGCCUUUUCCGUGUGGCAUCGUUAUCCAUCCGGUUAUUACGGGCGCUGUAUGGCUGCAUCAUGAACUGAAGAGACGAGGCAUCUCCACGGAGGAGGUCGCGAGUGUCGACGUGACGGUUCAUUAUCUUGUGCUCGAGCUCACUGGUAAGAAAACACCAAAGGAUGGUCUUGAAGCCAAGUUCAGCGUUUACCACGGCGGCGCGGUGGGCUUGUUGUAUGGGAGGGCGACUGUAGUUGAGUACGAGGACGCACUGGUCACCAGCGCGGCUGUUGUUAGCUUGAGAGACCGUUUCAAGGCGACAGUUGACGAGUCUAUGAGGGCCGAUGAGUGUCAUUUGGUGGUCAAGCUGCACGGUGUCGAGGACCCGAUUGAGAAGCACGUCAACCAUGCACUUGGAAGCGUCGAAGUGCCCAUGUCGGAUGACCAGCUGACGGAGAAGUUCAUCACGCAGGCGGCGCUUCAGGUUGGUGCGGAAAAGGCAGAGAAGGCAAGUCAGUGGUGUUGGGGUGUGGUUGGAUCAGGGGACAUGAGAGAGCUUGGAGGGAUUGUCUAG